Molecule: messenger RNA, 1017 nt
Organism: Penicillium brevicompactum
Lineage: Eukaryota; Fungi; Ascomycota; Eurotiomycetes; Eurotiales; Aspergillaceae
Product: FAM50/XAP5 family protein
Exons: 4
Coding region: 1-1017 (338 amino acids)
Biological process (GO): chromatin organization
Cellular component (GO): nucleus
Source: RefSeq, a predicted model, not a curated record
AUGGCAGAAGAGGAGGAGAGCCGCACAUCUACUCCGCGGUCCUUUGCCGGCCAAACGGUGUCCGCGGAGGAGAUGCUCAAAGAGCAAACCGUUGGUCUCGUUCAUCUUUCUGACUUUCGCAAGCGCCGCGCCGAGGUGCUUGAGCAAAAGGAGCGCGAAGCGCAUGACAAGUCGCUUGGCCGACUGGCAUCUGGUAACUCAAGAAGCGCAACCCCCUCUACGGGUGAAAUCUGCGUCUCCUCGGAGCGACGGCCCCCAAAAAAGAAGAAAAAGAAGCCUUUUGCCAAGAGCAAGCUUUCUUUCGGUGAUGACCAGGACGAUACUGGGGAGGAAUCCGCCACAACACCGCGCGAUUCAAGCGUGUCACGCUCCGCCUUGACAAAGGCAUCCAUGGAGGCUGACGCGCUGGCCCGCGACACUCUGCGGAAGGAGUUUUUGAUCAUGCAGGAAGCCAUCAAGAACACCGAGAUCGUAAUCCCAUUUGUGUUCUACGAUGGCACUAGUAUACCGGCUGGGUCAGUGAAAGUCAAGAAGGGUGACCAUGUCUGGCUCUUCCUGGACCGGUGUCGCAAGGUCGGCGCUGAAAUGGGUGUUCGCGGUGGAAGUAACGCAUCCCAGGCCAAAAAAGAUACACGCCGGGAAUGGGCGCGGGUUAGUGUCGAUGAUUUGAUGCUUGUCAAAGGCGAUAUCAUUGUCCCACAUCAUUACGAAUUCUACCAUUUCAUCGCCAACAAGGUCCCAAGUUUCUCCCGCACCGGGGGACUUCUGUUUGAUUAUUCCAAUCAGCCUCCCCCAGAGAAUUCGCCCGGUGGCUUGCAGCCCGUCGGUGAUGAUCAGCUGCUAGAGGGCGCCGACAAGGACUACUCAGAGACCAAAGUCGUAGACCGACGGUGGUUCGAGAAAAACAAACACAUAUACCCCGCCAGUCUGUGGCAUGAGUAUGAGCCCGGUAAAGAGUUCGAGGAGAAGAUGACUUCAACACGGCGCGAUGCACAGGGCAAUACAUUCUUCUUCUAA